Aspergillus nidulans FGSC A4 is the source of this 867-nucleotide messenger RNA. RefSeq lists its product as uncharacterized. Lineage: Eukaryota; Fungi; Ascomycota; Eurotiomycetes; Eurotiales; Aspergillaceae. The transcript has 2 exons. The record is from RefSeq and is a predicted model, not a curated record. The coding region runs from base 1 to 867 and encodes 288 amino acids.
AUGCGCCGCGCAUCGCGCUUCACUCCCUCGCGCCUCUUCUCCACGCCUCCUCCUUCGGACGAGGACAACAGAGUCAGACUCCCAGGCAACGGCCUGCUCGGAACCUGUCGCGCAUUACAAUCACUCCUCAGCUCACCAGGACCAUCAUCGCGCCGCACGAAACCAGCUCGUCUACAAAGCCCGCUCACGUUCCGCCCAAUGCCGCCAUCGCCAGCUUCAUCGCGAAAGAGCAAGAGGCGCUCGCGUUCUCCUACCUACAAUCACAAACUCCUAUCACCGCGACCAUCGAGAGGGCCUACUAAGCGGAGACGCGGUAUAUUUGAGGAAGAUAUGGAUGUUGUAGUUGACGGGAGUUCGAGCACAGGUUGCGCUUUUGAUUCACAAACCCCAUCCACACCCAAACGAUCGCGACACCUCCCCUACGAACUUCCCCUCGGCCUCUCCCAAAUGGAUUUCUACUCCCUCCAAUCGCCACCCAUUACAGAAUCUCCGCCGGCUUCUGCGACAUGCCAACGGGAACAAACACCAUCGAUGCCGUUAUACAACCCCGACGCAGCUCUUCCUUCAAUUGAAAACCCCGUCAUAGAGCAGAGCUCAGAGUCAAGCGAAACCACUCCCACUGAUGACAGUCAAUGGACAAGUGACGAGGAUGACCGCCUUGUGCAACUCGUACUGGAGAAAUUUCAGCUUUCCCAGCGCGACUGGGACGAGUGCGCAAGGCGCAUGGGCAAAGACCAUGCAAGCGUCGGCCAACGAUGGCAGGUCCUUGUUGGAGAUGGGAAUGUUGCUUUCAAUCUCUACCUAUCGAUCAGCCUAACAAACUAUUCCGGUCACUCUCCCAUUCACUUCCAACGCUUCUAUUUCUGA